This is a messenger RNA of Ceraceosorus guamensis, 1085 nucleotides long. RefSeq lists its product as hypothetical. Lineage: Eukaryota; Fungi; Basidiomycota; Exobasidiomycetes; Ceraceosorales; Ceraceosoraceae. The coding region runs from base 277 to 864 and encodes 195 amino acids. The record is from RefSeq and is a predicted model, not a curated record. The transcript has 2 exons.
UAGGCUCACCUGUGUCUAUGACUCAAUGUUCGUUGCUGACGGAUGACGUCGAAGUGACUCAAUGUUUGCUGCUGACGUCGACACUCAGCUUUGUUCCAGUCUGUGUUGUACGAGGCCACGUUGCUCGCAGGUCGAACGAGCUGGGGCAAAGUGGUGGCGUUGUCGGGAUGAUGACGAGGCAAGUUGAGGAAUGACUUGACUGAACGAUUCAGCUAUUGUGGAAUGAGGGGUUUGCAAAGACGGACAAGGUCGAUGGACACAUGGUACUUAACAUGAAUGAAGAAGAUUAGCGCGAGCUGCCAAGGAGCAUGUCAGCUAUCACAGUACCAGCGGAAGCACGAAUGUUUCUCCGGCCAUGUCUACGUCUACAGCAGCAGCUUUCAGGCGCAGACUGCAGCACGCAAGCAUCACGAUCGACCAAAUACGCGGGAAACCAAGGUUUUUGUUUCGGGUGGCCCUGGAAGAGACGCCGCGGCACAAGAAGAAACGCACCAAGAGAGCACUUUCGUAACCUCUGGCCAGCUCUCUUUUUGGGUUUCGCAUCGGAUCAAAGCCCGCGCGAGCUGUGAAAUGCACCGCCGUUUCGCUGCAACAAGUAGCACAUUCAAGUCCUCGCGCAUCACGCCUUUGAGCGACCAGCUCACAGAUGCUUCAGCUCUGCGCAGGCAUCCAUUCGUCAGGCCGGACCUGAGCGUGAAUUUGUCCCCUUUUCAAAAGAAGCUAGCGCAGGCACUGGGCUCUAACGACUCUUGGCUCCGAUUUCCAAGGCAUUGCAGGCGAGGCAAACGAACGUUGAAGCUUUGUUCAGCUCUGCUGUCACAGGCGUCAACGACGUCAACAGAAGGUCUGCAAAGUUUGCCUUAGCCUACUUUCGACGCGCAUUCGAUCGGAUUAUCUUCGCUUUGGAAGCAAGACGAGGUCGGUCGCUCUGAAUCAGGCUUGUUGUGCUCUGCGACGGGGGGCAAUGACGCUUCGAAGUUUGGAGCACCCGACGUGUACAUUCUUGAAGAGCUCGCUUCCAGAGGGGUGGCGAACAGGAGCGAGACAACUUGAAGCUCAGCACAAGAUUUAGACGCCGUGCUGGC